Messenger RNA from Paraglomus brasilianum, 255 nucleotides. NCBI's taxonomy places the organism in Eukaryota, Fungi, Glomeromycota, Glomeromycetes, Paraglomerales, Paraglomeraceae. The record is from the annotation of a GenBank genome assembly.
AUGCUGUCAUAUUUAACGCAGUUAGUAGCCGAGUACCUCCCCAGUACCGACUCUCCCACUACCGACUCUCCCACUCACACCGAUUCAGCUUUAAAGAAGAGGUUUGCGCCCUACACAAAACCCGAAGCCAUGGAAAAUGAAAGCCAGUCGGCAAUCCCCAACAACAAUGACGGACAGGCCUCAUCAACACAAACUUCCGGUAUACAUGAAGAUAAUAUGCCGCUUUCUUCCUCACCUGAACGCCUCAGCAAAUGA